AUGGGUCACUUCGCGUCUGUAUGUCCUGAUCGCUUACUCAAGCUACAGAUAACUACAGAAACAAAAGAGAAAGACGAUGCGACACAUGAAGCAGAGGAACUGAUGAUGCACAAGGUGGUCUACCUUAACGAGAAGAACGUUAACCCACUGGACUUUGAGACAAGUUCAGACAAUGACAAAGUAUGGUAUCUAGACAAUAGGGCAAGCAAUCAUAUGACUGGCAACCAAAGGUAUUUUAAGUCCAUCGAUGAAUCAAUCACUGGCAAAGUAAGGUUUGGAGAUGACUCUCGCAUCGACAUCAAAGGAAAAUGGCCAAUAUUGUUCCUCACCAAGGAUGGAGGAAAGAAAAUACUUGCCGAUGUCUAUUAUAUACCAGACUUAAAGAGCAACAUAAUCACUCUAGGACAAGCCACAGAGUCCGGCUGUGACAUCAGAAUGAAAGAAGAUUAUCUUACAUUACAAGACAAGGAUGGAAAACUGAUCGUCACAGCAAAACGUUCUAAGAAUCGGUUAUAUAAGGUGACUAUGGACAGUAACGAAGAAUGCCUACAGCUCUCAGUUCCAAGUGAGUCCGCAAGAUGGCAUGCACGGUUAGGUCAUAUAGGGAGAGAAGCAAUGCGACUGAUGGCUAACAAAGAAUUCGUGUAUGGACUACCUAAGAUCGAGAUUGAUAAGGAGACAUCGCCUAAUUGCCUACUUGGUAAACAAGCAAGACAUACGUUUCCGAAGACAACGUCAUAUUGA
Brassica napus (rape) is the source of this 744-nucleotide messenger RNA. RefSeq lists its product as uncharacterized. The record is from RefSeq and is a predicted model, not a curated record. The transcript has a single exon. Lineage: Eukaryota; Viridiplantae; Streptophyta; Magnoliopsida; Brassicales; Brassicaceae. Bases 1 to 744 code for a protein of 247 amino acids.